Paramecium sonneborni is the source of this 480-nucleotide messenger RNA. Lineage: Eukaryota; Ciliophora; Oligohymenophorea; Peniculida; Parameciidae. The record is from the annotation of a GenBank genome assembly.
CAUCUUUAUUAACAAGAUCAAGAUUAUUUUAUGUUUCAUUAUAAAACAAUUAGUUGUCCCUAUGCUCUAUUUAAUCAUAAUUUAGUAAUCUAUAAUUUAAUUAGGUCAACUUGUCAUUAUUAUCAUAAUGAUAAUGAUAAACGUAGAAGAAUACAAGAAAUAUCAUAUUAACCGUAACAGUGUCCUAAUUAGAUGUAAAAUAAGGUUUGUACUAAUGAAUGCUCAUAUUGCCAUUCUAUAUUUGAACUCUAUUUUCAUCCUCAUCUAUAUAAAACCUUUGAAUGUACUUAAUAGAAUUGCAUCAAAGAUCUCUGUCCAGGAUAUCAUGAUGAAAAUGAUUUCAGGUGAGAUAUAUUAAUAUUUUAAAGACAAUUAAAUCCAUUAGUUAGGAAUGGAAUAAUGAAAAUAGUUCCUAAAAAUAGAUUUGAAGAAAAACAACCAAAAACAUAAACUAUUAAAUUUCCUAGUAUAUAUUAAUGA